Cucurbita maxima (winter squash) is the source of this 2020-nucleotide messenger RNA. Its product is annotated as transcription factor SPT20 homolog. The transcript is spliced from 3 exons. The coding region runs from base 197 to 1774 and encodes 525 amino acids. The record is from RefSeq and is a predicted model, not a curated record. Lineage: Eukaryota; Viridiplantae; Streptophyta; Magnoliopsida; Cucurbitales; Cucurbitaceae.
UAAAAACCGAAAUCAAUUUUUAUAAGGUUAGGUAUAAACAAAUCCAUGGAGGUUCAUUUCGCGGAAAAAGUCUGAAGGAGAAUUUUUUUUCUUCUCGAUAAUUGCAAAAAAAAAGAGAGCUUUUUCUCUUUCGUCUUCCUUUGAGUCGCCGACCCUUUGGCUUUUGCUUCAAUUUUCCGAUUCCUUACUGUGAUCUAUGGCUUCUGGUUCUGCUGGUCGGCCUAAUUCCGGCUCUAAAGCGUUCGAUUUUGGUUCCAAUGAUAUUCUCUGUUCAUAUGAGGACUACGGUAACCAGGAAUCUUCCAACGGUACCCAUACCGAUCUCUCCGUUGCGAAUUCUAGCAAGCAGGAUUUUCACAAAAGUAGAAUGUCGACUGUAUAUCCUGCUGCGGCGUAUGCUCAACCAGAAGAUUCUAUCAAACAGGAUGUGAUUUCUACUGUAGAGAACAGCAUGAAAAAGUAUUCUGAUAAUAUUUUGCGGUUUUUGGAGGGAAUAAGUUCUCGCUUGUCUCAACUUGAACUGAAUUGCUACAACCUCGAUAAAUCCGUUGGAGAAAUGCGAUCAGACGUAAUUCGUGACCAUGAAGAGGAAGAUUUGAAACUUAAAUCUCUUGAGAAGCAUCUACAAGAAGUCCACAGGUCUGUCCAGAUUAUAAGAGACAAGCAAGAGCUUGCUGAGACUCAAAAAGACUUGGCCAAACUUCAUCUCGUGCAGAAAGAGUCGCCUUCAUCGAGUCAUUCGCAUUCUAACGAGGAGAGAGCUUCACCCGUUGCCUCAGAUCCUAAGAACGAAAAUCCAUCUGAGAAUCACAAUCAGCAAUUAGCUCUUGCCCUGCCACACCAAGUUCUCCAACAGCAAAAUCCUCUAACACCGCCUCCUCCAGCAGCUUUGCCACAAAAUGUGCCUCAACAGCAAGCUUAUUACAUCUCUUCAACUCACUUGCCUAAUCAACUCGCCCAUAUCCAGCAUGCCCAGGGCCAAUAUCAGCAGCAACUUCAAGACGUUUCUCGGUUGCACCAGCCAAGUCAAACGCCUCCGCCGCAGCAAUUCAAUCAGUAUCCACAACAAUGGACAACACAGCAGCAGCAGCAGCAGCAGCAGCCCCCGCAACCGGUACAGCCACCGCAACAGCAGCAGCCUUCUAUGCAACCUCAGAUCAGGCCGCCACCUUCUUCAGUCUACUUGUCUUAUUCGAUGAAUCAACCAACGUCGAUGCCAGAGACUCUUCCAAACAGCAUGCCUAUGCAAGCUACAUUUUCACCUAUGCCUCAGCCGGGUUCAAGUCGCGUAGACACCGUGCCUUAUGGAUAUGCUGGAAGCGGUAGUACCGUACCCCAGCAGCCUCCUCAAGUCAAGAAUGCUUUUGGACCACCAGCCGGAGAAGGAUAUGUACCUUCCGGACCCCAAGCUGCACUUUCGUCUGGAGGUUCGUAUAUGAUGUAUGAUAGGGAAAGCGGAAGACCACACCAUCAUCCUCAACCUCAACAACAACCACACUUCAACCAAGGUGUAUACCCUCCGGCCAAUGCAUCUCUCCAGAUUCCUCAGCAAUCAGGCCCCCACGUCGUCGCCAGGAACCCGAGUCAUGCACAUCUUAUGCGCAACCAAAGCCAUCCUUACGGCGAUGUAGUCGAGAAACUGGUUGGCAUGGGUUUCAGGAGUGACCACAUUGCCAGUGUCAUUCAUAGGAUGGAGGAGAGCGGCCAACCUAUCGACUUCAACGCUGUUCUGGACGGGUUGAGUAAUCCCGGAGGUCCUCAAAGGGUAUGGUGACCAUAAUUUUAUUCAUAGAGGAGUCGCCUGUUUGUUCGUUGAGGCUCGUAUCGGCCACGACCAGCCUAGCCAUUGCGUCUUUUUAAUGCAUUGAAUAAAAGACUGGUUUUUAUGAUUUCAGUGUUCUCCCACCUCGUAUAUACAUGGUUUGUGAGAUACGAAGAACAGUUGAUUGUAUUUGUAAUGUUUAAAGUUUAAACCUUGUAUGAAUCUCUUCUUAAUUAUAGAAAUUUGGUUAUUUAAUUA